AUGGCUACUCCGCCAGCAUUGAACUCAACUGAACUCAAUUGCGAUGUCGGCACUGCUUUGGGCUACUGGGACUUGUUGGUAUCUUGUCGUAUCGUGAACCGCGCUGACUCCUGUUUCCAGAACUGGUAUAUGUACUGGACCGACAAACGGCACGAAACAACCGGCAAGCCAAAGGCAACGUUACAUGAGCUGCAGGACUGGCGUAUGCGUGACAGACUCAAAACUGUGUCUGCUGCCCUGGCCGUAUGCCUUAACAUUUCAGUCGAGCCUCCCGACCAGCUCAAGACGAACCCCGGUGCGAAGCUCGAAGCGUGGACUGAUCCUACGACCCCGCCUCCUCAGAAAGCCCUGGAAAACAUUGGAAAAGCGCUCCAGGCGCAGUACGAGACCCUUGCAAUUCGAACGAGAUACAAACAAUACUUGGAUCCGUCGGUGGAGGAAACAAAGAAGUUCUGUCAGUCCCUGCGUAGGAAUGCGAAGGAUGAGCGAGUCCUGCUUCACUACAAUGGUCACGGAGUACCAAAGCCUACUGCCAGUGGUGAAAUCUGGGUUUUCAACAAGAAUUACACGCAGUACAUUCCAGUCUCGCUGUAUGAUCUUCAGCAGUGGCUGCACGCCCCUACGAUAUACGUUUGGGAUUGUUCCGAGGCGGGCAACAUCCUCAACAACUAUCACCGAUUCGUGGAGAAGCACGAACAAGAAGAGGACGAGGCCGCCGCAAGAGAUCCGAACUAUGAGAAGACAGUGUUUCAGCCUUAUAUCCACUUGGCCGCCUGCGGUGUUAAGGAGAAUCUCCCAACGAACCCUCUCCUCCCAGCAGAUUUAUUCACUGCCUGUCUUACCACGCCUAUUGAGAUGGCUCUUUGGUUCUUCGUCCUCCAGAACCCUCUCAAGACGAAUCUUACUCCAGAGCGCGCCAAGAAGCUCCCCGGAAGAUUGCAGGAGAGAAGAACACCCCUUGGUGAAUUAAACUGGAUCUUCACAGCCAUUACGGAUACGAUUGCUUGGACAACGCUACCCCGACAUCUGUUCCGGAAGUUCUUCAGGCAAGACCUUAUGGUGGCCGCCUUGUUUCGUAACUUCCUUUUGGCUCAGAGAAUCAUGUCUGUCUACGGGUGCCACCCCCAAUCCUUUCCCGAGCUCCCCGAGACCCGUCAGCAUCCGUUAUGGGCAAGCUGGGAUUUGGCUGUAGACAUGGCUUUGGCUCAACUUCCUAUGCUGGAGAGGAAGGAGAACGAAGGCAUCGAGUAUGAGUACCAAAACUCGACAUUCUUCACCGAGCAACUGACGGCGUUCGACGUCUACCUUACCCGUGGAGACGCCAUGUCUCAGAGACCACCAGAGCAGCUUCCAGUGGUACUUCAAGUCCUGCUGAGCCAACAGCACAGAGUUAGGGCACUAAUUCUGCUUGGAAGGUUCCUCGACCUGGGUCCUUGGGCUGUGCAGCUCGCUCUGAGCAUAGGUAUCUUCCCUUACGUCCUGAAGUUGUUACAGUCUGCUGCGGCGGAACUGAAACCAGUUAUGAUCUUCAUAUGGACCAGGAUUUUGGCGGUCGACAUCUCGUGCCAGCAGGAUCUUAUCAAAGACAGCGGAUAUAAUUACUUUGCUCAGAUCCUCAAACCAUCCGAGAGCUUGCCGGUUGUUAACGAGGCCGAGCAUAAAGCGAUGUGUGCUUUUAUUCUAUCCAUGCUCUGCAAGGAUUACAAGCCUGGUCAGCACGUCUGCAACCAAACAGACAUCAUGACGUACUGUCUGUUGCAUCUACAGAACCACGAAAAUCCGCUGCUUCGGCAGUGGUCAUGUCUCUGCAUCAGCCAACUAUGGCAAGAACUUCCAGAGGCCAAAUGGCGUGGCAUUCGGGAGAACGCGCCUGCGAAGUUAUCAUUCCUGACCAAGGAUCCAGUCCCCGAGGUUCGAGCUGCGAUGAUAUAUGCCAUGACCACGUUUCUGGGCAUUAUUGACCUCACUGAUGAGGUUGCUCGGAUCGAAGAGUCCAUUGCGUGGACAUUACUGGACAUGGCCAACGACGGCAGUCCACUGGUACGCCGCGAGUUCCUUGUCUUCCUUUCAAGGUUCAUCCUCCGCUUUGAGAGCAAGUUCAUUGUUGCUGCAUAUGAACAACUUCAAGAAGAGAGAGAAUACCUCCUGUUCCCACCAGGGCAGGACGGCAUGGACCACAAGAUGGGGUUGCAUUACGCCAGGAGAGAGAACCGGAACGCAGACGGGACCAUUAAGCCCACGGUCCAUGGCUUUGCACACAACACCGUCUUUUCUGCUUGUUGGAAGCAUGCUUUGAUGUUGAAUGUUGAUCCUCACCCUGAGGUUCAGCGUGAUGCGACGAUGAUUGUGGACUACGUCCAUCAAGCUGUGAUGGCUUCGCCUGUAGGUGAACAUGCCCAGAUUCUCGUCGACGACAUUCGGAAGAGAGCAAAGCGAGCUUCAACGAAAAACCACCUGAACUUGAGUCAACGGAGCCACGCCAUUGGCGUCUCCAACUCUUUAGCUACUCCACCGCUGCCUUCUCCCAGUUUGUUACGUCGCACUGCAAGCUUGCUAUUCCAGUUACCCUUGUUCAGCAAUGAUGGCAAAGCCGAUGCCAACGAAAAACCCAAUUACUCCUCUCCGGCACCCUCGCCUGGUCUGAACAGGGUUGGAUCUCAGAAGAUCAAGGCCCCGGAGCUUGCUGAAGCGCCCCCAGAGCAGAGUGACCCCACAGCUAUCCAUGCCAAUUACCACGUUGCCAGAGAGCCUGUGUCUGCUGGGUUUGAAGACCGGAAGCCAGGCGAAGCGCCCUCUCUCCCUCUCCAGAGUACUUUCUUGGAGUGGUCAAUCGAGUAUUUCUGCGAGCCUCAGAUGAAGCCAAGCGAGUCAGACGAGCCGGGCAGCACCGAAUACAACGAAAGACUCUGGAGACGGUCUCGAAACGACUUCAUUCUGACAGAAACGCAGCCACUCAAGCAGUACGCCGGCAGUCACAAGUGGAACAACCAGCUGGGCAUCACCAACAACGGCUCACAGCCUGCCAAGCUGACGUUUCAUCAGUUCGAAGAUCAGCUUGCCGUUGCGGAUGAUGGUAAUACGGUUUGUGUCUGGGACUGGAAGAAGCAUGCUCGAUUGAGCAAGUUCUCCAAUGGUAAUCCGGAGGGCUCAAGAAUCAGUGACAUGAAGUUCAUCAAUGAGGAUGACCAGGCUUUCCUAAUGACCGGGUCGUCCGAUGGAGUCAUUCGCAUCUAUCAAAACUACGAUUCCGACAAAUCCAUCAGCCUGGCAUCUUCUUGGCGGGCUCUUACGCACAUGGUACCUAGUAACGUCAACUCCGGCAUGGUGUUUGACUGGCAGCAGUCGCUGGGCCGUGUGUUGGUGGCCGGCGACGUACGAGUCAUCCGGGUAUGGUCUGCGGGUUCCGAGACUUGCAUCAUCGAUAUCCCCGCCCGGUCUGGCUCCUGUGUCACCUCCUUGACCUCUGACCAGAUGACGGGCCACACAGUUGUGGCUGGGUUUGGUGACGGCGCUGUCCGCGUUUUCGACACCAGGAUCAGACCACAGGACUCUAUGAUCAAGAAGUGGAAGGACGAGACAGACAGACAGUGGAUCAAGAGCGUCCAUCUGCAGCGCGGUGGACAACGAGAACUCCUUAGCGCUAGCAGGAACGGCAAGGUCAAGCUUUGGGAUAUCCGGAUGGAUCGACCCCUUCAUGUUUACCAGACAACUCGAGACACGCUUCGAACGGCCAGCACCCAUGAGCAUCUGCCGGUAUUUGCUGUGUAA
Messenger RNA from Colletotrichum spaethianum, 3768 nucleotides. RefSeq names its product target of rapamycin complex 2 subunit AVO2. NCBI's taxonomy places the organism in Eukaryota, Fungi, Ascomycota, Sordariomycetes, Glomerellales, Glomerellaceae. Gene Ontology annotation, cellular component: TORC1 complex; cytoplasm. Bases 1 to 3768 code for a protein of 1255 amino acids. The record is from RefSeq and is a predicted model, not a curated record. Gene Ontology annotation, biological process: positive regulation of cell growth; TOR signaling; regulation of autophagy. The transcript has a single exon. Gene Ontology annotation, molecular function: protein binding; protein-macromolecule adaptor activity.